AUGCUCAGCUGCACUACAACCACCAUGCCCGGAAUGAUCUGCAAGAACUCAGACCUAGAGUUUGACUCGCUGAAACCCUGCUUCUACCCGGAAGAAGAUGACAUCUACUUUGGUGGUCGCAACUCGACGCCUCCAGGGGAGGACAUCUGGAAGAAGUUUGAACUGUUGCCCACCCCACAAUUGUCACCUGGCCGUGCCUUGGCAGAGCGCAGCCUGGAGCCGGUGAACUGGGCCACGGAGAUGCUGCUGCCUGAGGCCGACCUAUGGAGUAACCCGGCCGAGGAGGAGGUUUUUGGCCUGGGAGGACUCCGCGGCUGCACCAGCAACCCGAUCAUCCUUCAGGACUGCAUGUGGAGCGGCUUCUCCACCCGGGAGAAGCGAGAGAGUGUGGUGAGCGAGAAGCGGCCAGGAGGCUCCGGGUCCCUGGCCGUCGGCGCAGGCACCUUGGUCCCGGGAGCGGCCGCCGCUGCCGCCAGCUCCGCUGGCCGCGCGCGCAGUGGGACAGCAGGUGUGGGGCGUGAGAAAGCAGCCUGGCUCACAGAGCUCUCCCACCUGGAGUGUGUGGACCCUGCUGUGCCCUUCUCAGCGAAUAAGCGCGAGCCUUUGCCUGUACCCACCAUCCCCACCAGCACCGGCGCAGCGAUAAGCUUUGGUGACCACCAGGGGUUCAGCAGUUCCCUAGAGGACUUCCUGAGCAACUCAGGUUCUGUGGAAGAAGGCGGAGAGGAAAUCUAUGUGGUCAUGCUGGAGGAGACAGAGUUCUCCAAGACUGUCACCAGGCUCCCCACCGCGGCGCAUCAGGAGAACGCAGCGCUGAGUCCCGGGUGCGCGCAGCCCAGCGAGCUGAUCCUCAAGCGCUGCAAUCUCAUUCAGGAGCUACACAACUAUGCCGCGCCACCGUUGCCCUAUGUGGACAGGGAGGACUCGCGGCCUCAGAAGCAGCCCAAGAGCCACGCUUCGCUCGGGUCCCUCAAAUGCAUCCUCCCGCCAAAGGCUCCGAGGUUGGGAUCCCGGAACAACUUAGACUUGCAGGACAUCAUCGAGCGUCGCCGCAACCACAACAGGAUGGAGCGCCAACGCCGCGAUAUUAUGCGCUCCAGCUUCCUGAACCUCAGGGACCUUGUGCCUGAGCUGGUGCACAAUGAGAAGGCCGCCAAGGUGGUCAUCCUGAAAAAAGCCACCGAGUACAUCCACACUCUGCAGGCUGAUGAGUCCAAGCUCCUGGUGGAAAGGAAGAAACUGUAUGAAAGACAACAGCAGUUGCUAGAGAAAAUCAAACAAUCUGCUGUGUGCUAA
Apodemus sylvaticus (European woodmouse) is the source of this 1296-nucleotide messenger RNA. RefSeq names its product protein S-Myc. Gene Ontology annotation, biological process: regulation of transcription by RNA polymerase II. Gene Ontology annotation, molecular function: protein dimerization activity; RNA polymerase II cis-regulatory region sequence-specific DNA binding; DNA-binding transcription factor activity, RNA polymerase II-specific. The record is from RefSeq and is a predicted model, not a curated record. The coding region runs from base 1 to 1296 and encodes 431 amino acids. The transcript has a single exon. NCBI's taxonomy places the organism in Eukaryota, Metazoa, Chordata, Mammalia, Rodentia, Muridae.